AUGGAUGCAUAUCAAGCCUUCACGUCCGAAUCCAAAUGCGUGUACCCCCCCGUGGACCCCAAUCUCCGACAGAUUCGACUUGUCACGAUUGAACCAGGGAACUGGCCAGACGAAAUAAAAGGCAGUCUUCAUACCUUCAGCCUACGCGAGCAGCCCGCAUACGAAGCGCUUUCUUACGUGUGGGGUGAUCCAACGCAUCGAAAGCCGAUUCAGCUGAACAGCCAGAUAGUCGAAGUUACCGAGAAUCUUUGGACGGCAUUGCGCAGACUGCGAAAACCUAGUGCGCCACGUGUGCUAUGGAUCGAUGCCCUCUGCAUCAACCAGGGCGAUGCGGAAGACAAAUUCAGCCAGGUAGCCCUCAUGGGUGAGAUAUUUAUGGGUUGUGCAGCGGCCGUCCUCUGGCUUGGGGAAGAUCCCGAAGUGGCCGAGACAGGAUCCGAAUCCACCGUCGGUUGUCGCGUGUCCGAACUGUUGCAUACCUUCCAGAUCGAACAGCAUAUGUUCGAGCUACCGUGUUUCCUUGGCGGUGAACGAUCAGACGUGAAAGAAGAUUGCAAGCCGCAUUUUGAAGACCUCCGAAUGCUACUGGAGCUGCCUUGGUGGAAACGAAUCUGGGUGGUCCAGGAAAUGGUCCUGCCACCUCAGAUCCAGUUUAUGGGUAUAGACGACUGGCCCAAAGAGCCACCCGCCCAGGGCUCACAGCAGGACAGCUUCUGGAGGACGAUUCUAAACGACUCUAUCCCAGUCGCAAAAGAGGGCGGUACUGCAUAUAUCCAGCCUACCGACGGACACUAUCGCGAGUUACACAAGUUGUGGAAAACCCUGCAGGUUUUAUUACCGUUUGUGGGACCCACGGUAAAGAACGAAGUAGAGAAUUUUGCGAGACCCUGGAUGGUCAUGGAUCUUGUCUUUUCCUGGUCGUUGAUUGCGUAUCAUGUUGUAGUGUGUUUAUGGCAGCGGCGCAUGUUCAUCACUGAAAAGGGGUUCGUUGGCUUGGCCUCCAAGAGUGUCCGGGCAGGCGACGAAGUGCACAUCCUUCUUGGCUCGCCUGUCCCAUUUAUCCUUCGGCCUUGUCGUGGUGCUGAGACCUACAGGACGGGUGAUGCCCAGGAACGCUUGCCCACGUACACUGUCGUCGGGAACGGCUACCUUCACGGAAUCAUGUUUGGGGAGGCAUUGGAAGGGGAAUGGAAAGGACAAGGUCGAAAGCAUCGCACUCUAUUAGAUAGUCGAAGAGGCAGACGGAGGUUUGAUCGGUCUGCUCCGUAUAGAUGCGCUCUUUGA
Molecule: messenger RNA, 1284 nt
Organism: Aspergillus terreus NIH2624
Lineage: Eukaryota; Fungi; Ascomycota; Eurotiomycetes; Eurotiales; Aspergillaceae
Product: HET domain-containing protein
Exons: 1
Coding region: 1-1284 (427 amino acids)
Source: RefSeq, a predicted model, not a curated record